GGAAGGGCCUCCCUGGAUCUCCCUCCGCCGCUCUUCCCACGCGCCCCUGGCCGCCAGGUGGGGCCGCCGCCUCAGCCCCCCCCCCCAACGGGCUCCGGGGGUCCAGACGGACGAGGAAAAGGAAGAGGAAGAGGAGGGGCGGGCCGAGGAAGGUCACAGCGCGGGCAGCGGAGUCUGCCCCCCUCAGCAGGCAGGAUGCAGAGAGUACCAGUGCUGCUCUUCCUCGCCUGGACCUGCUUCCUCUUCUUCUCGGCCAUCGGACUCUUCACCAGCGGCUUCCUGCUCAUGCGUGUGGAACUGGCUAACCGCAGCAGCUGUUCGGACCCCCUGGCCACCUCCCUGCCAGGGACCAGGGCCCCCCUUGGCUCCUGCUGGCUGCCAAGGCGCUUCCCCAAAGCUGUGCUCAUCAUCAUUGAUGCCCUCAAGUUUGAGUUUGCCCAGUACGACCCCUCCAGGCGGGAGCCGCGGCCUUACGAGAACAAGCUGGGGUUCCUGCACCAGCUGGCCAGCCUGCAGCCCCGACAUGCCCGCCUGUUCCGCUUCCGGGCCGACCCUCCCACCACCACCAUGCAGCGCAUCAAGGGCAUCACCACCGGCUCCCUGCCCACCUUCAUUGACGCAGGCAGCAACUUCGCCUCCUACGCCAUCCAGGAGGACAACUUGGUCUGGCAGCUGGCGCAGAACGGGAAAAGAGUUGUAUUCAUGGGGGACGACACCUGGGACGGGCUCUUCCCCCAGGCCUUCUACCGUUCGUACUUCUUCCCUUCUUUCAACGUGAAGGAUCUUCACACUGUUGAUGAUGGAAUCCUGCAGCAUUUGUAUGAGACAGUGGAUGGUGGCGAGUGGGAGUUGCUGAUUGCCCACUUCCUGGGCGUUGAUCACUGUGGCCAUAAGCAUGGACCAGACCAUUCCGAAAUGGCCAAGAAGCUCUCACAGAUGAACGACAUGCUCAGGUCACUGGUUGACCACCUGGCGAAUGACACGCUGCUCCUGGUAGCAGGGGACCACGGCAUGACGGGGACUGGGGACCACGGAGGAGACAGCGAAGAGGAGGUCAACGCAGCCCUCUUUGUGUACAGCAAAGCCCAGCUGUUCCAGAGCCACCCGCCUCAGGAGCCAGAGACCGUCCCGCAGGUGAACCUGGUCCCCACGCUGGCCCUGCUGCUGGGGGUGCCGGUGCCGUACAGCAACAUCGGGGAAGUGAUGGGUGAGCUGUUUGGCGCAGAGGGAGACGCUGCCUCCUCGCUCCUCGCCCAGCUGGCGGCGUACAGCAUCAACGCCCGGCAGGUCGACCGCUUCCUGCGCUCCUACUCGCGGGCAGCCCAGGACAUAUCGGCGGAGAAGCUGCAGCAGCUCCAGGACCUCUUCUCUGCUGCCAUGAAAGAGCAUGAGCAGCUCUCUGCCCAGCCUGGGGGCCCUGCUCUGCCUCACCUGGAGCACCUCCGGGGCCGCUUCCGGCGCUAUCUGCAGGAGGCAAGAGCUGUCUGCGCUGAAUCCUGGGCCCGGUUCCACCCGGCCCGCAUGCUGGCUGGCUGCGCCCUGCUAACGUCUUCCUGCGUGCUGUGCUACGUUGCCUCCAGAGUGGCCUCGGGCCUGAGCUUCUCCUACCGCCGCCUCCUCCUCUACCCCGUCCUCUGGGGUGUGGUGGGGGUCGCCCUGCCAGCCCUGGCUCACCUCCUGGGCUGGGCCGCUGUGGACCUUGUCCUGCUCUCCUCCUGGGGAGCAGCAGCCUCCCAGUGCGGCUUCUUUUGGCACUGCUGGGCCAAGCGGCUGUGCAGGAGCCAUGCAGCCAGUGCUUGUUCUCCCUCUGCGGGCACCAGCCUGAGGCAGAAGCUGCGGGCAUCGGGGCUGGGCCUGCCCGGAGGCAUCCUACUGGCUCGCUGCGGCGCCAUGCUCUCCGACAGCUUCGUGGUGGCCGAGGCGCAGGUGGCGCCCUUCCUGCUGGCCUCACUGGUGCUGCUGCUGGUUCUGCGCCUGCACUGGGAGGGGCGGCUGGAGGGUGGCUCCCCCUCGGCCCUGCGGCUGCUGGGGCUGCUGGGCGUGGUCCUUGCCUGUGCCCGCCUCUCGGCGCUCUUCCGGCAGUGCCGCGAGGAGACCCCCUGCUGCCGCUCCUCGACACUCCUGGCCCCGCUCUCCAGCCUGCAGGACCCGGGGGCCAAGAACUCGUGCUACCUCCUCUGCCUGGCCGUGCUGGCCUGCCUGGCCUGGGGCGUGCGCCGCUGGCUGCGCCACUACGGCAACCUCAACAGCCCCAGUGCCCCGGUGCUCUUUGUGCGCUGGGGCUUCCCGCUGCUGGCCAUCUGCAUCGGGGGCUACUGGGCCAUCACCUCCGGGGCCGAGGAGGCCCUGGUCAAGCUGCACGCCUGGGUGCAGCUGGCCCUGGUGGCCUUCCCCCAGGGGAUCUUUGGCCUGGUGCUGGUGGGGCUCCUGCUGGUCCUCUGGGACCCCGUGACCGUCUUCGUGCGCGACAGCCAGGAGCCGGCCGAGGCACCCAUCGUCUCGCCCAGCUCCCAGGCGGAGCUCCUGCACGUCAUCCCCCAGCUCUACCGGCGGAUGCAGCAGUCCCUGAAGAGCCGCCUGGACCAGGCCAAGUCGGGCAGCAGGGCCACGGUGGCCGCCUACGGGCUGGGCAGCGUCUACUCGGCUGCGCUCCUCAUCUGCCUGGCCCUGCUGGGCUUUCUCUUCAUGACGCUGCAUAGCGAGCGGCUCAGCCUGGCCUUCCUGCUGCUCUUCCUGGAGGCCUUUGCACUGCUCUGGAUGCACGCCUGCGCCGUGGCUCUCUCCUCCUCCUCCUCCUCCUCCUCGCAGGCUGAUCCCUUCGUGGUGCCCUGGUACGCCCUCAUCGGCUGGGCUCUCGCGGCUGCCCAGUUCUUCUAUGCCACAGGCCACCAGCCAGUCUUCCCGGCCAUCCACUGGAACGCAGCCUUUGUCGGCUUCCAGCAGGGGCAUGAAACCAACCUGCUGCCGGCGCUCCUGGUCGGGGCCAACACCUUCGCCUCCCACAUCCUCUUUGCCGCCGGCUGCCCUUUGCUUCUGCUUUGGCCAUUCGUAUGUGAAAUGCCCUCCACCUCCAAGGGCAAGAAGUCGAAGGCAGAACCUCCAGACAGGGAGGAGCAGAUGAUGGAGAUGAGGCUCCGGGAAGUCCCAGAGAAGUUUUCAGCAGCGCUUCUGCAGCUGGGGCUCAAGUACCUGCUUGUUCUGGGGGUUCAGAUUCUGGCUUGUGUCUUGGCAGCGAUCAUCCUCAGAAGGCACCUUAUGGUCUGGAAGGUGUUUGCCCCCAAGUUCCUCUUUGAAGCGCUGGGCUUCAUGGUGAGCAGUGUCUUCCUCCUGCUGGGCAUCGGCCUGGUGAUGCGCGUGGACUGUGCCGUCAGCCAGUGGUUCAAGCAGCUCAUCCUUGCUCAGUCCAGGUAGCACGAGAGGAAGAGGGACCUUCUGGCAAAGUGCUCCCCCCUCGCAGCUGCAGAGAGAGCCUUUGGGAGAUUCUUGCGCUGCCCAGAACUCAGUGGGCCAAGCCAUUGUUUUCUCUGUCUCCCCCACCUGGGUUUGUCAGUGAUGGAGUCGGGGGGGCGGUGCACGAAAGAUGAGUCUUCAGCUUGGUGGCGGUUGCCGGGUCUUUUGUUUUGCAGGAAGAGCCUUCCCAUGCCACAAAGAGACGCCGCGAUCUCACUUGCCACUCACAGCUUGUGGGUAGCCAGUGAAUCACUGGGGAAUGGCCCUUUUGGUCUCUGAGUGGGGGGCGGGAGAAAUACAUAGGGAGCUGCCCCUUGUUUCCAAAGAGAACACUUGCGGGCCUGUGCGGCUUAGAUCCAGAUCCUUGGGCAUCUCUCUUGCGGGUGACUUUCUUGCUUCUCCUUGGUUCCUUCGCGAGUCUGGAGUCUGAGCAGCUGCACGUGGGGGGGGGGGAGGCUGUGGGCACCUCUUGGGAAUGGCAGAAAGGGCAAUCCAUGCCCAGAGCUGGAGAGGCCAGAUUCUGGACCAGGAAAAAGCACCCUCCGAGCUGACUGCCAGUCAGAGGAAAGUCUUGCUUGGACAGCUCUUUGAGGACUAAAUGGCACUGCUGUUUCUAACUGCUGGGCUUGAUCGGUCUGUGGUUUUUGCUCAAAGCCCUGUCGGUGCAGAAAAGUUUCUUCUCCUUCAAGAACCGAGACUCCAGCAGGAAAAACACCCUUCUAAUGAGUUGCAGGCACUUGGAUGGCCCCCAGCAGUGGUCAGAAGUUCUUUCGGGGCCCAACAUUUUGGAAGAACCUCAAAUUUUUGGUGCUGAAGCCUAAGUCUCAUUUCGUCGCUGAGUCUUUGUUGUGUUUUGAGUUCCCGAUUUCUGGAUCUGGCCUUUUGAAGAAGAAAAAUUGGAGUUCUAGUUCUCCACAAGGUGAAAUUUGGCAUGGCUGCUUGGCAGCCUCUGUCUGGGUGUGCUGGUAGUUUCCUGUGCUGGGUUUGCAACAACGGAAUCUGCUCAGUCCACCCAAGGCUGUGUCGUCUGCUCAGACAGACACGCUUUCCAUGGCCUCAGGUAGAUCAUCCUUCCUCAUCACUUCUGCCCGAGUCUGCUACCUGAAGAUCCCACACCACCUGCAGGCGAAGCAUGUGCCUGUCCCACUGAGCCAUGGCCUGCCUCCCCGCCCCUGCUUUUAUGCCUGCAGUCAUGUUCUGUGUGGCUCAGCACCACUUCCGCAUGGUUCUCCUCCUCCUUUGGGGACAGACCCCUUGUUCUGACCCUCAUUGGCUGCUGCAGAGCAUCGAGCCCAAAGGUCGCUUCCUUGAAGGGAAAGGCCUGGGAAAAGCCAUUUCCAGCCACGAUUAGCCUGAACCUGCUGUGUGCCCAGAAGGAGGACGCAAGAGAGGCCCUCUUUAUCCUCGGCUACCUCUCUUCCUCCUGGGCUUGUUAGCAAAGGAGUCAUCAAGUGAAUCUGUUCCGACUUUGUGCUCUUUUAAUCCGCUUUCUGUUUGUUGCUUCAGAAUCCAUGUUCUGCCAAGGACUUGGCAGGCUGGAUUCCUGCUCUGCCGCUUUGUCUCCCUUGGGGAAGGUUGUUUGUUGGGUCUUGCCUUGGCUAAAACAGAGAUGGGUUGCCUGUCAAAGACUUGGGUUGCUGGGGCUGCUUUCAGAGGAUCUGCAUGGGAAGAGGAGAGUUGCUCCUGGAGUCCCAUUUUGAGUUUUCUGCAAUGCCUUCAAUGAGUCUGCUUUGCAUUGAGCCUGUGAGGCUGCUCUGGUGGGGACCACAUGGCCUGCUGGAUGCUGCUUCCUUAGGGUGGAUGGAUGGAUGGAUGGAUGGAUGGAUGGAUGGAUGGAUGGAUGGAUGGAUGGAUGGUGGAGCAGUAGCCUCAGCCAAGGGAACCCGUCACAGUGGAUGUGGAAUUGACAGGUGCCUGAAAGUAGCCGAGCAGCUGUACCACUGAAUGCUGCAAGAUUUGGUUGUGCUAAGACAUCCCUGAUCUUGGUUUUGCUCUGACUUACAGUCCCUCAGAAAACGGAGGAUGCAACUCACAGUGUCAACACCUUCCUCUGAUGUUUGUUUUCAUUGCGGGCGUUGCAAAGGCUUGUGCUUGUGGUUGACAUUCUUUAUGUUGGGGCUGCUGCAGACAAACAGGUGGGGCUGGUGGGGGGGCCUGACCUCAAACGCUAUGCAUUCUCUCUGGCUUUUCUUGCCCAGUAAAGCAAUGCUUGCGAGACUUUCAGCCUUGCCUGCCAGCCCAGCAGCGUUGGCUGCUUCUCCCUCUCUACACAGAAUUGGUGCCUUAAAAAUCCUCAUUAGUUGAAGCUUCCCUGAGACCCUGGUCCUGAGAACCUGAGAGGCCAAGCCAGUACAUUUUUCUGGCCCAAACUUGGCACAAUCCGAGAGGUUUCUUCCUGGCAUCUCUUGUUGUUUUGCAGAUGUUUGGGGCUUAGCUUCAAAUUGCACACGCCUGCUUCCUUGCAAUCCUUGAUCACUUAAGUGUCCCCUAAAUAGCCCCAGCCGCCCAGUUUGUCUGUUCCGAGCACUUGCUCUGAAGUUUAGUACCCACCAUUUCCAUGCAGGGGCAGAUCCAGGCUCAUUAAACAUGAUUUGCUGCUCUCGUCAGCAUCCUUCUGCAUCCAUGAUUUCACAGCUGUUUGGUUUAAAAUUACUCAAGGUUAGCACUGUUGGCUUUUGCUUAAAAAGAACAGAAGUCAUACAAAGAGUUCCAGUGGUUACUCAUUACGAUACACUACCUCCAGGAUUGGGGCAGUAAAUGCCUCUGAAGACCACUUGCUGGGGCAUCCCAAUAGGCAAGGGCUCUAGGUGGGCCCCCUUUGGCCCAAUCUGGCAAUCAGGUUUUCCUUACAUCGCACUGAAAGAGCCAGAAUUUCUACAGGUGACAGCCUGCUUCAUCUACUGGUAGAGGGAACUGUGAGCUGCAAGUUGGAGGAACCAGCUGAUGAGAUCUUGACACCCAGUCUCCUAAGGGACAGUUGCUUUUACUAUGAAGUAUUAUGUCAGAAAAUCUGGGCUUCAAAAUCAGAAGUGCUGCUUUUCAAAUGGGAAGGAAUUACGUUCAGACAUUUGAAAGCAUCAGUCAGGGGCUGUGUUCUUUCUUGGGUUAUAAAAGCAAAAGAGAAAUACUUCUGUCUUUUUAUACCCUGCCUUUUCUGAUGUUUGUUUCAUAGUAUGUAGAUAAUUCUCCCUUAGAGGACCUGGGGACUUUCUACCUGCAAUUCUGCUGCCACAAUACUUGUUCCUUCUUUGUAAAAUGCUCUGGUGUACUCUAGUGUUAAGGAAGCACCCACAAAGAGCCAGCCCAGUGGAUUCUGUCCUCCCCACAGGUCACACUUAGCAGGUUGCCAGGAGCCUCUGUGGCUCAGACCAGGGACAUCUUCAGUUCUGAGCUGGAGGUGGGCUUAUUCCUGCACAUGGUCACUUUAGUUAUAGAUUCCUAGCAGGUGCCAUCCAUAUUAGAGUUCUCAGAUCUAGAAGGUAGCAGAAGACCGAGAGUAGUUAUAAACCCUCCAGUGCCUUUAUUUGGCCUGCUCCUGCCUCUGAGGGAGACCAGACCAUGGUCUGUAGUCUCUCUCCGCUGGAACCAUGAUUGCCUUGGGCAAGUGUUUUCACCUUAUGUGCCUCUGUAUCCUGAUGUGCAAAACUGGGUAUACCCUGGCCUACCUCUUAGGGUAUGUUUUAUGGGAAGACCAAGGAAAGGAGUGGCUUUGCAACUUAUUUUUUGUUUCUGCAAUAUGAAACCAAAACCCAUGAGCAAGUAGUUCUGAGUUGGUCCUUUUAUGCUGAAUAGUCAUCCUGUUCACUUCCUUUGGGGAGGGUCAAAAGUAGGUGUUGGAAGGGUUUUUUAUUUAAGAAAAGGGUUUUUGGUGCACACGGUUGAAAGAGGAGACGUUUGCCAGAGCUGGCUCUAAAACUGCUGUAAAUAAAAUGUCUGAUCCCAAACGAUGGAAAAUUGCCUCUUUGUUGAAGUAAGCAAAGAUCUGUACCUGGGUGGGUGGGGAGGAAGGAAGCUUGGAAGGUUGGUUGGUUGUGUGCAAAUUCUAGUGAUGAAAAAGGGGCCGAUGAAAGCGGGGGGUGGCUGCAAGUGAGCCUGAGACUAAACUGUUAGAGGGUGGGGUGCGCAGGGGCCAAAGGAAGGAACUGUUAAAGAUUUGUAGGCUGUCUGUAAAUGCCAACUACACCAGUUGGACUUCAGCAGAGUAAGCGCCGCGCACAGCGGAAACUCCUUGGUCACAGUUGAAGGCAAGUAGCUUGACACAGGAACUCACUGCCACUAGUACUGAGUAACUAUAUACAGGUUUAUUUACAAGAAAACAACAAACAGUACAUAGAUCAGUAAUCCUAAUUCUCUCUCUAGCAUAACCUCUCACACCAUCCAACAUCUCCACUAACUCUCCACAACUUUCUACACAGAGCACAUGUCUUUAUUGUUCUCUUCACCAAUCAACUGGCUUUUGCUACGUAGGUUACUAUCUCUGGGCAGAAUUUCAACUAUGUGCAAAGCUGAGUCAUUCACCAGGUGCUUAAUUGAUGUGUUGAGCUGCAUGUUCACACAGAGAGGCCAAAUCUCUAGCAAGUGAGCCUGAGACUAAACUGUUGGAGGGUGGGGUGCGCAGGGGCCAAAGGAAGGAACCUGCUGGGAUGGAAAAGUUAGUAAGUUUUAUUUGCCCCUGGAGUUUGCAACAGCUGUCUUAUUACUUGUAAGUCAAGGCACCUCUCAAAGUGGGCAGUGCCAUCUUCUGCCAGCAUUCCCUUUUUUGCAACCAGCUCUGAACCUUGUUGCUCCUGCAGUCCUUACUUUAAAGUGGGUUGGGGGACCUGCGGUGGCCCCCCCUUGCUAGCCAGUAGCUGGGCUCCAGCUCCUACCAUCUUCUAAUUGUUGUCAAUGCUGGAUGCUGGGAGCCCCAAAACGGGAAGGCCACGCUUGCCACCCCUGCUGUGGGCAGUGUGUGGUGCUGCAGGUGCUGGCCACAUCAAGAGUGGGGUGGAUCCCUACCAAACCUAGGCCUGAAAUAUCUGAAAGAUCACCUCCUUCUCUGCAGACACCCUCUUGGGCGUUCAGAUGAGCCAAGAGGGCUACCUUGGCAGUUCCACUGUCCUCGGGAGUUCAGGGAGUGGCAGCUUCUAAGCUGCAGGAUCCCCACAGGGGUCCAUCUUGCACCUUCAUUGUAUGGUUUCUGUUGCCUCUUCAGCCUGGCCUUGACACCUGCACAUAUAGAUAUCUCAACCUAUUCCAUUGACUAAUUGCUUUGAUCGGAUUUCAUCUGUUUCUAUAUUGCUGCAACCAGCCCUGGGACUUCAUGGUGGGUAAGAAAUAUGUUCUUGGUGUGUGUGUAAAACUGUAGAGGCUGGGGAAACCAGAUAUGUGGGGUAUAAAUAAUAAAAAUGGUAAUAAUAUAAUAGUAAUAAAAAUAAAGGGAAAGCCCUGCUUCCUCAGAAAAAAGCAACAAGUAGGGAGAGCUCCACUGCUGCAUACCACGCCCUGUUAGUGAGAUUCCCAUAAUGGGCAUUUGGUUGGCUGCUGAAAGAAGAGGUUCUGGGCUAAGUGGGCUCCCUUUGGACGGAUUCUGCUUCAGGGUUCUUCUGAUGUUCUCACAGCAGAUCUAGGACAUCGGAAAAGGCCUGAAGCUGCAUCAGGCCAAAGGGAGCCCGCUUAGCCCAAGAAUCCUGUUCUCAGAGUUUCUCCCAGCUUCUAUGUGAGGAUCUUUCUGCGCUGUUUAAUUUGAGCUGGGACUCGUCAACAGGAUAUUUCUUAGAAAGGUGGAGGAGUUUUGCCGCUGCUGAUCUCUCAUCCCUCUGCUCCCCAUCCUGCGUCUGAGUUUCUGGCUUAGAACCUCCACCUACGGUAGAGCAGCUGCAUUUCACUGCUAUCCGUUCAGCACCUGGACUGGCAGCAGGGGUCCUGCAAGCUGAGGUGCGCGUGUCGGACUGCUGGGACCCGGGAGGCCAGGGUUCAAAAAAAAUCCUGACACUUGGCCAUGGCGCUCAUUGGGUGAACUUGGGUCAGCCACUGCCUCAGCCCACGGGGCAGUUUUGGGGGUUAAAGGGGGAGGUUGGAGAACCAUGCGCACCACUUUGAGCUUUUUGGGAGAAAAGGGGAUAUAAUGAAAAUGACAGGAGGUCUCCGGUACUGGAGCUGCAGGGGAUCGAACCGGCGGCGCCUGGCAGGACAAAGCCGUCCAGGCUCUCCCAGUCCCCCGCCCCCCGCGGUUCAGGUCCCGCCCCUUAUUGUCGAGCUCUGCCAAGCCAGGCGCUAGGGAUUGGCUUGGCUUCGUGGGCGGGGCCUCGGUAGGCGCGCAACGAAACGGCGGGAGCCUUAGUUCGGAUCGUCCCGCUCUUCGAGAGCUUUCUGGGCCGUCUCGGGUGCCGUAGCCGUCCCGCCGGCCCUGCUCAAUUUUGCCGCCUGCGCUUGAGCGUCAUGGCAACCCGUCCGCU
Molecule: messenger RNA, 9887 nt
Organism: Zootoca vivipara (common lizard)
Lineage: Eukaryota; Metazoa; Chordata; Lepidosauria; Squamata; Lacertidae
Gene: PIGO
Product: phosphatidylinositol glycan anchor biosynthesis class O
Biological process (GO): GPI anchor biosynthetic process
Cellular component (GO): endoplasmic reticulum membrane
Molecular function (GO): mannose-ethanolamine phosphotransferase activity
Source: RefSeq, a predicted model, not a curated record